Molecule: messenger RNA, 5971 nt
Organism: Mercenaria mercenaria
Lineage: Eukaryota; Metazoa; Mollusca; Bivalvia; Venerida; Veneridae
Exons: 14
Coding region: 113-2662 (849 amino acids)
Biological process (GO): protein phosphorylation
Molecular function (GO): protein kinase activity; ATP binding
Source: RefSeq, a predicted model, not a curated record
UGACGUCACACUUAUGUGUUUAGUGGAAGGUGUUUGUGCUCAUUAUUUUUUAACGUUAAAUAGAGUUAUCUUUGAUUAUUAAAGCCCAUAAACAGCUCUGAUAGGAUACUAGAUGAAUCGAAAUAGCAUGGAAUGGGAUAGACAGUUCCCACACAAUCUGCCCGUAGGGCAGAUGGGCACCCCUGCCACUGGAAAAGUUAGUUUUGUGCCACCAUCGCCUCAAGCUAGCAAAAUGGCUGGCCAGAAUGGAUUUCUUGACUUGAAGAAACUGAAAGGGCCUGGCAGUGGUGCAAAUUUCCAACCCAGUGAUGAUGCACAGUCAAUAUUCACCCCAGGAGAUCUCCAGGUUAAACAACUGUUUAAUUCACUGAAAGCGUCGCCACACACCAGAUCACAUAUAAAUCCUGGAUUUCAAGGCAUCAUACCACAGCCGUCAAAUUUGUUGCCAGUUCCGUUUGGACAUGCAGAAAAGCAGUUCCUAAAGAAACCAACAUCACAUACCCCACAGCUGUCAAAGACAUUUACCGAAGGUCCCUCAUUGCCAUUAGCUGUUGAACAAAAUGCAGACCAGUUUGGUAUAGAACUGAAAAAAGAUACAAGUAACCUGAAAUCAGAUGUUAGUGUUCCAACAAGCAAGUACAUAGAGGGGACUGUAAAAUACACAACAAAAGGGGCACUAAAAGAAAUGGUUCAAGAUUUGGCAAGGCUUGGUAAUACAACAACUGGCUGUAUUGUGGAUGAGACUUGUGCCCCAGAGUGUGACCUUUACGAUAAAGAUCUACAUUUUCUGUCUGAACAAUGUCUUGGACGGGGCUCAUAUGGAACGGUGGACCUAUGUUACGACUCAAAAACUCAGAAGCCGUUUGUAAGGAAACAGUUGGCAAAGAAGGCGCUAAGAACAAGUGAGAUUGUAGUACCAACUGAAUUAAAUCAUCAUAACAUCACAAAAUUGUAUGGCCUGAUCCAAAGAGAGAAUUCCAACAAGGGGAAUCCAACCAUAGAGCUUCUGAUUGAAUAUGGAGGAGAGGCACUGAACAGAUAUUUCCAGGAGGGAAAGACUCUCUCAGCCCCACAGAUAUGGGAUGCUUCGAAACAAGGACUAGCAGCUCUGUUACACAUAAGCCAUUACAGUAUUGUUCAUCUUGAUGUGAAACCUGAAAACAUCUGCAUUUACUUCAAGAAUGAUGGCUCGUUUGUUCUAAAAUUGACAGACUUUGGCUCAUCAAGGCUCCCUCAGGAGCCCUUGAAAUUUUUUGGUUUGACACCAGAAUACUUGGCACCUGAAAUUUGCAAGAUGUUUCUUCAGGCACAAAAGCAUGGUCUUAACUUUGGAUUGACGGAAGCAGAUGUUACUGGGAAAGUGGACACUUUCGCCUUCGGGCUUGUCAUAAUGUACCUGUACAAAGGCUACCAUAUUCUUGUGAAAGUGAUUAACAAUGGGAAGACAAGCUAUGAUGGAAUUGAUGCAGAGACCAAAAGGUUGUUGCACAUGAGUUUGAUGGCGCUGAUGGCAGGUGACCAGUCAGCGAACAGUUUCGUUCACAAUCUGAUACCAGAUGAGUGUGACCUUGAAAUGAGAGACCUUCUGACGAAGCUGACGCAACAUAGGCAUCAGGAUAGGUUUAGUGCUAGACAGGCCCUGGACACUAUUGAAGAGAUGGAACACAAGAUCAAGAUGUCAGUGAGACCAGAACAAAAGAUGAGAGAUGCAAUAGACCAGCAUCAGCAGUUGAUACAGAAACAAGUGCCACUGAUUGCUAUAGACCCUGACUGCCAGCAUGGAAUGGGUAUACCAGGUAUUGCUGAAGAUUGUAUGGAGAGUGACAACGGCCCAGUAAAGAACAGAACAAAAGAUGCAUUACGUAUGAAGCUAAAGCCGUAUGGCAAGAAAGGAAAGUACUGCAAGGACAUAAACAGUAAGAGCUUCUCGCCACAGUCACCAAUCACCGAGAUGCAUGAGCUACGGCAUGGAAUAGCAAGCAAACAGAUGCAUAUGAUGAUGCCUAUGACACCAGUCAGUGAGUUCCAGGGUCUCAGCUUGGAACAGUCCUUACCUAAGGAUUUGACUGAAGAUACAAAUUUUAGCUUGUCGAUGACGGAAAGAAAAGCUCCAAUUGCACAGCCAUCAAUGGACACAUCUGAUCAUCCAAGUGGUGUGUCUCAGCUAUCAGAACCGAUGCAAGCCUUCAAUGCUGUUAGACCUUCACAAAUGGUGGAACCAGCUGUAGGAUUUGCUGUCCAACCGUCACAGCCAGUGGUACCAGCUAUCGGAUAUAGUGGUAUCAUACCCACCCCACACAUAGGAGGUGCAAGUAUGGAGCCAGACAAUGUGGUCUCUCUUGGAGGUAAACAGAAUAUACAGCGUACCUUUGAAAUGCAGCAGCCAGGAGUUGUACGUUUGAAUGUACCCCAGGAGCUGAUAGAGAAGCUGUUGAUAAAGAAGAAGGCUGAACGUAUUAUGGCCGAACAAGCAAUGAUGGUGAAGAGAGAGCUUAAAGUAUACCCAGAAGUGAUCAAUAUUGGUAGGAGCACACCUAUAGAAAGUGACAGCCAAACUCCAGUUGUACAAACAAGGAACAUGAAGACAUUUCGGGACAGUCCAGUGCAGAUGGAGGAGGGAAACGAUGGUGGGAACAUGCCUAAAUUCUCAAAAUUCUUUUAAAAGUGGACUAAUCCGUUUUGUUCGGCCACAGUGAUAUAGUGUAAAAGGAUAAAAAAAGACAAUUAAAAGUGCUUUUGAACUUUCGUAUUUUUAGCUCGACUAUUCAUAGAAUAGUAGAGCUAUUGGACUGGCCCAUGCGUUGGCGUCCGCGUCCCGAUUUGGUUAAGGUUUUGUAUGUAAGCUGGUAACUAAGUAACCACUUGUGGGAAUGGAUUGAAACUUAGCACACUUAUUCACUGUGAUGAACUGAUCUACAUUGCACAGGUUCCAUAACUCUAUUUUGCUUUUUUACAAAAUUAUGCCCCUUUUUCGACUUAGAAAUUUUUGGUUAAGGUUUUGUAUGUAAGCUGGUAUCUCAGUACUUACUAAUGGGAAUGGAUUGAAACUUCACAUACUUGUUCACUAUCAUGAUCUGACAUGCACUAAGCAAGUCCCAUAACUCUACUCUCUUUUUUUUCAAAAUUAUGCCCCUUUUUCGACUAAGCAGUUUUUGGUUAAAUUUUUGUAUGUAAUCUGAUAUCUCAGUAUCCACUAAUUGGAAUGGAUUGAAACUUCACACACUUGUUCACUGUCAUGAUCUAACAUGCACUGUGAAGGUCCCAUAACUCUACUUGGCAUUUUUACAAAAUUAUGCCCCUUUGACUUAGCAGUUUUUUGUUAAGUUUUUGUAUGUAAGCUGGUAUCUCAGUAUCCACAAAUUGGAAAGGAUUGAAACUUCACACACUUGUUCACUGUCAUGAUAUGACAUGCAGUACAGAGGUUCAAUACCUCUACUUUGCAUUUUACAAAAUUAUGCCCCUUUUUCAACUUUUGUAUUCAUUCAAUUGACAAGGCUGUUGAAUAGUCGAGCGUUGCUGUCCUCCGACAGCUCAUGUUUUACAAAAUUAUGCCCCUUUUUGGCCUUAGAAAUUUUUGGUUAAGGUUUUGUAUGUAAGCUGGUAACUCAGUAACCACUUGUGGGAAUGGAUUGAAACUUCACACACUUAUUUACUGUCAUAAACUGACCUACAUUGCACAUGUUCCAUGACUCUAUUUUGCUUUUUACAAAAUUAUGCCCCUUUUUCGACUUAGAAAUUUUUGGUUAAGGUUUUGUAUGCAAGCUGGUAUCUCAGUACUUACUUAUGGGAAUGGAUUGAAACUUCACAUACUUGUUCACUGUCAUGAUCUGACAUGCACUAAGCAAGUCCCAUAACUCUACUCUUUUUUUUCAAAAUUAUGCCCCUUUUUCAACUUAGCAGUUUUUGGUUAAAUUUUUGUAUGUAAUCUGAUAUUUCAGUAUCCACUAAUGGGAAUGGAUUGAAACUUCACACACUUGUUCACUGUCAUGAUCUAACAUGCACUGUGAAGGUCCCACAACUCUACUUUGCAUUUUUAGCUCACCUCGACUUAGCAGUUUUUGGUUAAGUUUUUGUAUGUAAGCUGGUAUCUCAGUAUCCACAAAUUGGAAAGGAUUGAAACUUCACACACUUGUUCACUGUCAUGAUAUGACAUGCAGUACAGAGGUUCAAUACCUUUGCUUUGCAUUUUACAAAAUUAUGUCCCUUUUUCAACUUUUGUAUUCAUUCAGUUGACAAGGCUGUUGAAUAGCCGAGCGUUGCUGUCCUCCGACAGCUCUUGUUUUAUUUGUUCUUGUUGUUGCUGUUUUAUUUCUGACUAAUGUUUUUUUUUAAUCUUCACUUACAUCUUGAAAAUGAGAAAAAGAUUUUACUAACAUUUAACACUGUGGUUCUUGCCAACCCUAUUUUUUCAUUAUUAUUAUUAAUAUGUGCUUGUCUAUGUAAAAGGAGCUUACAAAGUUGGAGUUGGAAAUUGUUAUAAAAACAGAUAAAAACACACAAAAAUGGGUUGCAAGGAUAUAAAUCAUCUAUGCCAUAGCCCAAAUAACGAAAAAAAAACAUAUGAAAUUCCUACCUAUCAGCUCUUUCUAACAACAACAAAAAAAAAACAUGGAAAAAAAGCAAGUUAUUACCUGAAAAACAUCUCUGCCAAUUAAAAAAAAGAAAAGAUAUACACUGGUUUUAUAGUUGUGAUUUGCACAGUUUAUAUUUAGAUUUAUAUUUAGCUAAUUUCAUGAUUGACACAUAUAGGGCAUAAGCCUGCCAAUAAGUCGUUUGAUAAUGAAUUGAGAACAAAGAGCUAGUAGAAUGAAAUUUGUGUACUGAAAAUUGCAGUUUAAAGUUAUAUGGCUUGUACAGUGUUCUGUUGUGUUUGUAUGUUUUCUAACAACAGCAUUAUAAACAUGUUAUUCAUCAUGUCCGUAACAUUCAGUUUCACAUUAUAUAGAUAUUCACUGAUAUUGCCUUGCAUGUUUUUCUGGUUACUGUUUUAUGUAAUUUAUGUAGAUUAUAUUAUGAGCUGUUUUUUUUUUUACAAUAAAUGUGCACUUUCAAGCAAUACAAAGUUAACAGUGUAGUGCAGUUAAGAAAGGAGAAAAAAUGUAUACAAGAAACACUUAGAAAUAGCAGGAUUUUAGAGAAACACUUAGAAAUAGCAGGAUUUUAGUCGGGUUGUGGGUACUGAUGCUUGUUUGAUACCAGACAUAGUGUAAAAUGAAAUUUACGAGAAUUUUUUUGUCAUUUUUAAGAAAAAUGGAAACAUAAAAAAGAGCAGUAAAGUUGAUGGUGAAAAACAACAUAUGUAAUUUUAUGUUAAUCUUAUUGAUUUAUCAUGAAAAGUAGUUUUGAAUUACAUUGAAACCUGGGUAGCUGUUUGCCACUGUUUGAUUUUCAUUGUGUUUGAAUUUCUGUGCAUGUUUAUUAAGAUGAAUUUUCAUACUACAUUUCUUGCAAAACCCAAGUGUGUAGGUUACAGUUAUGCAGCUUUAAGGCUUAAAUGUGUAUAAGAUAGAGUGAAAUUAUAUUUUGUGAAAGAAACCAAAAGAAUUCAAGGUCUUACUGUAGUCUUUUAGUGUAUGUGGUAGAGAAAUCUUAACUUUCAUAUUUCUACAUUUUUAUUAUCUUCCCUGUUUGAUAUUAUAUAAGUCCUUACCUAUGUUUUACUUUAUUCUUUACUUUAUCUUCCUCUCUAGCUUUUAACCCUUUACUUUAUAAGAUGUUUCAUUUUCUCCUAUGUAGAAUGUUAAUAUUUUGUUUAAAAAUAUAUGUGUCAUUUUAAAUGGUUCACACACUUAUAAACAUAAAAAAAUCCAGUAGUCUUGGGCAGAGGUUUUACCAAAACAGUAAUGGUUUCAAGGAACAUGCAUGGGUGACAGUAUGUGAUAAGUUGGAACUUUGGACAAGCAAAUUUAAACUGUCUAAAGCUAGAAGUAUUUCAACUUCGAAUAUCUACAGGAUCUCUGUAUCCUCUAAA